AUGUCUUUCGGUAAUACAGGCCGCUCGAUGCGGUCUCCUGAAGCACCUGACAGUCCUCUCUCGUCGGCGUUUUGUGCAAAUUUGCUUGCCUUGGAGUCGGGAGACUCAACUUCCUCGCAUGAGGCAGUCUAUCAUCAUAUACUGUACUCCAAAACAUCAGAAAAUUUCCAGCGUAUUGUUCAAUGCGUCACCCGACUGCAGAAAGAAUUUCCGCUCGCAAUUCGUGGGAAGACCCGAGACAUGAUGCGUGGUGCACAAAUGUCUUUGGAUAUGAGUUACCAAUUCGCCCUCCUGCCUGUGUGA
Molecule: messenger RNA, 303 nt
Organism: Aureobasidium melanogenum CBS 110374
Lineage: Eukaryota; Fungi; Ascomycota; Dothideomycetes; Dothideales; Saccotheciaceae
Exons: 2
Coding region: 1-303 (100 amino acids)
Source: RefSeq, a predicted model, not a curated record